Molecule: messenger RNA, 2936 nt
Organism: Dama dama (fallow deer)
Lineage: Eukaryota; Metazoa; Chordata; Mammalia; Artiodactyla; Cervidae
Gene: ADAP1
Product: ArfGAP with dual PH domains 1
Exons: 11
Coding region: 50-1171 (373 amino acids)
Biological process (GO): positive regulation of GTPase activity
Cellular component (GO): intracellular membrane-bounded organelle; plasma membrane
Molecular function (GO): phosphatidylinositol bisphosphate binding; GTPase activator activity
Source: RefSeq, a predicted model, not a curated record
UGGGGCCCUAGUGCGGCGGGGCGGGCGCUCCCCACCCGGCGUCGCGGCCAUGGCCAAGGAGCGGCGGAAGGCCGUGCUGGAGCUGCUGCAGCGGCCGGGGAACGCGCGCUGCGCCGACUGCGGCGCCCCGGAUCCUGACUGGGCCUCGUACACCCUGGGGGUGUUCAUCUGUCUGAGCUGCUCUGGGAUUCACCGGAACAUUCCCCACGUCAGCAAGGUGAAGUCCGUGCGCCUGGACAGCUGGGAGGAUGUCCAAGUGGAGUUCAUGGCCUCCCGCGGGAACGCCAUCGCCAGAGCCACGUUUGAGUCCAAAGUGCCCCCGUUCUACUACCGGCCCUCGGCCUCUGACUGCCAACUCCUGCGGGAGCAGUGGAUCCGGGCCAAGUACGAGCGGCAAGAGUUCACGCACCCCGAGCGGCAGGAGCCCUACUCUGCAGGGUACCGAGAAGGCUUCCUCUGGAAGCGCGGCCGGGACAACGGGCAGUUCUUAAGCCGGAAAUUCGUGCUGACGGAGCGCGAGGGGGCCCUGAAGUACUUCAACAGGAGUGACGCCAAGGAGCCCAAGGCCGUCAUGAAGAUCGAGCAUCUGAACGCCACUUUCCAGCCAGCCAAGAUCGGCCACCCGCACGGCCUGCAGGUCACCUACCUGAAGGACAACAGCACCCGCAACAUCUUCGUCUACCAUGAGGACGGGAAGGAGAUGGUGGACUGGUUCAACGCGCUCCGCGCCGCCCGCUUCCACUACCUGCAGGUGGCCUUCCCGGGGGCCAGCGACGCAGACCUGGUGCCAAAGCUGUCCAGGAACUACCUUCAGGAGGGCUACAUGGAGAAGACGGGGCCCAAGACAGAAGGCUUCCGCAAGCGCUGGUUCACCAUGGACGACCGCAGGCUCAUGUACUUCAAGGACCCGCUGGAUGCUUUCGCCCGCGGGGAAGUCUUCAUCGGCAGCAGAGAGAGCGGCUACACGGUGCUGGACGGACUCCCACCAUCCACCCAGGGCCACCACUGGCCUCACGGGAUCACCAUCGUCACGCCAGAGCGCCGGUUUCUGCUGGCCUGCGAGACGGAGUCGGAGCAGCGGGCGUGGAUGGAGGCGCUCCGGAAGGUGGUGGACAGGCCCAUGCUGCCCCAGGAGUACGCAGUGGAAGCCCACUUCAAGCACAAGCCCUAGUACGAGAAGGUCCCGGAGGCCCGAGGGCUCUGGACUGCCUGGACGUGGCCGUCGCGGCCAGCGGGGCCUGAGCUUCAGCCACGAGCACCCGUGUCUCUGGAACCUCAAUGUGGGCUGGCCCAGCCUGACCCCGCCAUGCUGCUGCCCACCCCCCAUGGGACGCCCACAGACCACCCCCCCCCACCAACCUCUGCCCGCUGGAGCCCCGUUCCUCUGAGGACCACCCCCCAGCUGCCACUGCCCACCUGAGCGGGAACCCCCCACCCUUGAAGCUGGGGACAGAGGGCCGGCCUGCAUGCCCCCCUCCCAACACGUAUUUAUUGAAACCCGCUGUGUCUGUUGUGGGGUCCUGGGGGCCGGAGUGGCAGACGUGGACCCCAGCCUCAGUGAACUGACCCGCACCGACGUGUGGGUCUGGGGAGUCGGGCCCCCACGGUGGGAGCCCCAGGGCCUCGAGCCUCAGGCCUGGCUGCCCCUGGGUGCCUACCAUGUCAGCUUGGGACUCUGCGCUGACCGUGACCCCCCGUCUCUGCCCGCCCUCACUGUCUCUGACCCCUCGGAGGAUGGAGCCUGGGCCCAGCUCAUGUCUGCAGCCCAGCAAGCUGCUGGCCAGUGGUAACCGCCCCCAAGCCUCCCCAUGUGCCCGGGCAGGGGGACAGGGCGUGGUGGAGUGGGACGUGUGUGGGGGUCACCCGCUAGGUCAUCCGGGUGCUGUCCUGUGUGGCCACGACACGCUCCCAGGGGACCUGGACCAGCUGCUGGGACCGAGAGGGUGGGCGCCGGGCCUGGCCUGGCCGGUGGGCCCACAGCCAGAGAUGGGGCCAGGCGCCCUCCUGUGAGCCCGUCUCCCCUCGCACCUGCGCGAGCACCUACAGUGCAGACCCGUCACAAACCCGCACCCUGGGCGGGGGCUGCAGGCUCCAGCGGGGACCACAAGCCCCCCGCGCCCCCCACUGGGGCCACCGCCAGGGCUUGCCAGGUCAGGGGUCACCAAGAUGGCUGCGCUAGGUGAGGACCACUGUGAGGUCACCCAGGGCCAGAGCCCCAGACACCCUGCCCCUGGCGCCUCCUCCAGCCCAGGUCCCAGGGAGCCCAGGUCCUCGACUUCCAGAGCAGGCAGGAGGGCUCGCCCAGGGUCCCCAGACCUUCCCGACCACGCAGCCUAGUGGACUCAGCCUCGGGCCCUGGGUCGCGGCGGCCCGCUCUGUGUCAGCGUGGGCUCUGCACACUCGUGUCUGUGUGCGCACACCCACGUGCUCUGCCAGAAGGCUGCAUGACGGCCCAGCAGAGAGGAUUUCUCAGAAAAAAACAGAACCCACACGGGGGGGCGGGAGUCAGAGGCGCAGAGCCUGCGUGCAGACAUCACAGCACGUCCUGCUCGAUGAGACCAGGGCUCAGGGCACCCAGCCCCACCGGCCGCUCGCGGGGCCGGGGGCCUCACCUGUCCGCAGAUUUGGAUACGAUACUGUUAAUACCUAAACCCCUGACACUCUCCCAACACGGGCCACCUGGUGCCACCCACCAAGGAUGCAGUCCAGACAGCUGGAGAAACACUGGCCCCGGCGCCCGCGGGCCUCCCGGGGCGUCCGGCCGCUGCUCCCCGCCCACACCCGGCCCCAGGAGCUCCCUCAGAAAGGACCACUGCUGCUGAGCCCAGUAUAAAGGAUUUAUUUAAACUCAACAAUGAACACAAACCUUCCUUUAAAUUCCAUUUUUACAGUAAAUAAAAUUGUGUACUGCGUUCCUUCCCAUGCAUGAUCACUGG